UAUGCUCAAGAGAACAGUUUACGUAAGAAUUUUAAAGAUGUUUGAUUCCGGUUUACAUGAUCCAACUCGAAUUUAAAAAUAGAAAAGCGACAAGAAGUAGCAUCAAACCUGUGCUGUGGGAAAAGUGCAGCUCGUGCAUUAUUUAUGAAGAAAGCUGUAAUCUAUCCAUGAGUGUGUCCGUGCGCGUGGCUUUGUGUACAGUCAUUGAUCAUGCCGCGAGCCCACAAACGGAUUUUUUGUCGGCGCAGAAGCCGCCGGAGUCCACAUGAAGCGUUGAGUCUGAGCCGAGCCGUCUUCUCUCGUGUUGUAGGAAUGUUUGCACGAGGCGUGGUGCUUUGCCCUUAGCUUUUAUGCUUUCAUGGUUAAAACUGAGCGUUUUGUUUGUAUUUUACCGAAGUUGGGCUGAUGUGACAGAGGUCUCCUUUAACUGCGGAUGUCCCUGACCAAUUCCAGCGUCUUUCUACUGAACGAGGGUUCAGCCGAUUCCUACACUAGUCGACCCUCGGAUUCCGACCUGUCCCUGGAGGAGGACCAGGAGGCGUCUCGGCGUGAAGCCGAGCGCCAGGCUCAGCUGCAGCUAGAGAGAGCCAAGUCCAAACCAGUAGCAUUUGCUGUGAAAACCAAUGUGAGUUACUGUGGCGCCCUGGAUGAAGAUUGUCCAGUCCAAGGUGCCGCCAUUAACUUUGAAACCAAAGACUUUCUGCACAUAAAAGAAAAAUACAACAAUGAUUGGUGGAUUGGUCGGCUGGUGAAGGAAGGGGCAGACAUCACUUUCAUUCCAAGCCCGGUCAAACUGGAGGCCAUGAGAAUAAAACAGGAGCAAAAAGCAGCAGCCAGGAAAGGAGGCAAUGCUUCAUCUGGAGGCUGGAGGUCCACCCCUCCAUCUGCAGCCAAACAGAAGCAGAAACAGACUGAACAUGUUCCUCCAUACGACGUGGUCCCUUCUAUGCGGCCUGUGGUGCUGGUUGGCCCCUCACUCAAAGGAUAUGAGGUAACAGACAUGAUGCAGAAAGCCCUGUUUGACUUCCUGAAACACAGAUUUGAUGGCAGGAUCUCUAUUACACGGGUGACUGCUGAUCUGUCACUGGCGAAGCGCUCGGUGCUCAACAAGAAGGCCAUAAUGGAGAGAUCCAACACACGCUCCAGUCUGGCUGAGGUCCAGAGUGAGAUAGAGAGGAUCUUUGAGCUGGCCAAGUCUCUGCAGCUGGUCAUCCUGGAUGCUGACACCAUCAACCACCCGGCACAACUCCUCAAGACUUCUCUGGCUCCCAUCAUCGUCUAUGUCAAAGUCUCCUCGCCAAAAGUUCUUCAGAGGUUAAUCAAAUCCCGAGGAAAGUCCCAAAGCAAACAUCUCAAUGUUCAGAUGAUGGCGGGGGACAAGCUAGCUCAGUGCCCACCUGAGAUGUUUGAUGUCAUCCUGGAUGAAAAUCAGCUAGAGGAUGCAUGUGAACACCUUGCAGAGUACCUAGAAAUUUACUGGCGUGCUACACACCUCCCAUGUUCUGCCCCUGUUAACCCCUUACUGGACCAAAGUGUGAUCACUCCACCCUCAGCUAACUCCAGCCAACAGUUUUCAGAGACUCAAGAAUUGAUAGAAUGAUUACCACCACAAACAACGGAGCUGCCUGUGCUGUUGGCUGGGGUCAGACUAGGAGGUCAAAGAGCACAGGGACCAGGGCGCCACCAGGGGGCAGCAGCAGCCCUCGUAUCUCCAAAAGCCAGCCACCACCUUCUCUGGCAAAAAACAAGAGGAAUGAUGGUCCCUCAAGAAAGGGCUGGUGUGCUGGAGGAAGAGGAAACACACAGCCAGGGAGAGGAGAAGGAGGAGGAAGAGGAGGUGAAACUACAAGGUCCUCCACCUGCUGCCCCCUUGACAAGAGCCCCCUGCUCCCACCACCACGUGACAACUCAGGGCCGCUUUCUACAGCUGCACACCUGCUGGUGACCAAAGCCAGUGGAGCGCUGCAGUCAUAGAACACCACUUUCCCCCCUCACCCAUCCUGACCUCACCCAAAGCCCCUGCUUCCACUCUGGAGGCCGAGCUGAGCCAGCCCUGCUGUGAUCGACACCCAGACAAAUUACACACCUGUGAAGUCAGAGGAUUCAAGUACUGUAGCAUAAUAACACAACUAAAGUAGCCCCACGGUAGGGUUUCCUCUCUGAUAAAGAUGGCUUCCAAAGUGUGCAGAGAGUGACACAAACCAAUUAUUUAUUUAUGUCUUCCAUGUCUACAGCUCCCAGUGAGCUGUCACUCCAGUUUAACCAAAUGUUUCCUUUAAUAUGCACAAGCUACUUUAUCCACUUUCUUUAUCCUGUAGCAUUUCAGUUUUCAUUUUAUUUCCUGCAACCAAAACAUUAUAGCUGAUCACAUAUCUGUAUGCAACAGUAAUGCAAACCUCAUACAUGACAAGUGCAUGCUUCCACAUCGUCUAUAUGCAUCUCCUGUCACAGCCGUGAAUGUAUAAACGCUACUCCAUCAGUUUAGGAAGGAUUAUUUGCAAUAAUCUUGAUUGUUUGCAGAUAGUUGGUGGCAAAACUCAUAACCAUCACUUGAAGUUGUCUUUAACAAAAUCACUCUUCUGACACAAUGAAAAAAAUCACAGUUAUAUUUGGAAUAUGAUUCCAUGUUAUCACAUCUAACCAUUUUAAACUACAUGGUUUUAUAUAGAUUUAUCAAAUUCCUCUUUCAGAGAAAAUCUGAUUCAGAAAUAUGAUUUGUAGCAUAACCAGAUGUCAAAAUGCGCACUGAUAUCUAAUUUAAAAGAUGUUCAACUUAAUAAAAAAGUCCCUAAUGCAAUGGCCCAGCCUCAGGCUUACAGUUUUGAUACUGCUACUACUCCUCAUGUAUUCUCUCUCUAACAAGAUGUUGUAAAUUAUAUUUUCAAAAAUGUAAUAUCUACUCUUGUUUUGUUGUAUUUUUAUUGUUUUAGCAUACAGGACCAGGAAACUUGAAAAAAAAAAACAGCUUGCUGAGUAGAUUUAGUGUAUGAUUUCUACAUAGAGUAGAUGUAUAGAUUAUUAACACAGUUACAUGUUGCCUCAGCAUGUUUGCUGAAUGUAAUACUUUGUGAUAUUAGCACUUAACUUAAAAAACAUCACUGUAAGCUACACGGUCAGGAUCAUAUCUGUCUUUAUUUGAUCACACCAGUAGUAUUAUUUAAUAUCAGUAGUAUUUAAAUGUCACAUUAAGCUGCUGAGUGGAGCACUGGUAACUGAAGAAAGGAUGGACUCACAGUUCAUCUUUGUAGAGGCAAUUUUACAAACAGCUGCACCAUCUGCCACAACACCACUGUGCUUCAACACUGGAGAAUUUCUCACUGUUAAAGAGACAUAUAAGUCUCUAAAUGAUUAAAUCUUAAAUCAAAUGACCACAAGGCGUACUUCCUGAUAAGCCUCGUAAAUUGUUUCUUAAUCAUUUUGCAGGAGUUUAAGCACUGCAGACUAAAGAGUGCACAGAGGACGCCCUCUUGUGGCAAAGUUAUGUAAACUACUGCAACUAUACUGCAAUGCAAACGUUACAUGUAUAAUAUCCAUAUAAAUUAAAAAUAUACAACUUCCAGUUAUAGCACUAGUACAUAUAUUUUAAUUACAUUUAUUUUUCUCAUUGCUUCCACUGUAUGUCUUACAAUACAAGUGAAUGCAUCUCAAACAGCACUGAUAUUCUCCAAUUAGUGCUCCUGCUUUACAAGCAUAGCAACCUGCUAACAUAUCACAUGUAAAUAAUCAAAUAUACAUGCAUGACAUAUUGUAUUCCUGUUUCAUCAGAAGGGCUUUUUGGGACCAUCCUAACAUGAGCCAUUCACUCUCAUAAUCUACAUCUACAUAAGCAGUAAACAUUAUCCAGGCUUUAUUGUACAUACUGUAUAUUCAAUAUGCAGAUAUUAUAUCAACUUGCACAGAAACAAACAAUGCUGACAGGAGGUGUAGGGGUUUUAGUCACAGCACAUAAGUCUAUAUUAAAUGUCUCAGAGAGCAUGAGUUUCUAUGUAUUUUCCUCUCCUUUUAAAUGAUGCACUGAAGUGAUUUAAGACCACGGUGAAGUUUUCUUCCACUGAUGCCCACAUUCAUUUCUAAAGGACCAGGUUAAAGAUGCAUCACCUCUCGAGCACAGUCUCUUUUUUUGAUUAGAGAUAUACACACUUGCUCCUUGCAUUUGUUUGAUUUCUCUUGCAGGAAAUUUCUACAAACUAUUCCUUAAAAAGUCCAAAGCACAAUUUUUAUAAUUAUCAUUUCCUACUUCUGCAUUUUACUUGCCUAAAUUCUGUAUGCAAUACAAAGUCUAUUACUGACAAGACACUAGCUGAGACUAUCAAGAUAUCUCCUCGGGGUGAUGGGGUAUAAUUGCACUACUUUUAUUUAUAUGUCUGCUUUAUGAUGCAAUAAAUGCACUAAACGUUAUGCUGUACCCGUCUCCAAAACUAAACAAGACAUCUGGUCUAAAGAUGAUGCUAACAAUCAUGUGAUAACUCUCCAACAGUGUAUGAUGAUGAUGUGUACAGGGUGCAUCUUUUGUCUAUAGCACAUUUG
Messenger RNA from Cheilinus undulatus (humphead wrasse), 4527 nucleotides. RefSeq names its product calcium channel, voltage-dependent, beta 3b (gene cacnb3b). Lineage: Eukaryota; Metazoa; Chordata; Actinopteri; Labriformes; Labridae. Gene Ontology annotation, biological process: regulation of voltage-gated calcium channel activity; neuromuscular junction development; calcium ion transmembrane transport. The record is from RefSeq and is a predicted model, not a curated record. Gene Ontology annotation, cellular component: voltage-gated calcium channel complex. The coding region runs from base 434 to 1600 and encodes 388 amino acids. Gene Ontology annotation, molecular function: protein binding; high voltage-gated calcium channel activity. The transcript is spliced from 14 exons.